Molecule: messenger RNA, 3497 nt
Organism: Dermacentor albipictus
Lineage: Eukaryota; Metazoa; Arthropoda; Arachnida; Ixodida; Ixodidae
Product: beta-1,3-galactosyltransferase 5-like
Cellular component (GO): Golgi membrane
Molecular function (GO): hexosyltransferase activity
Source: RefSeq, a predicted model, not a curated record
CCGAGUCCGCGCGCGCGCCACUUCCCCGACCUGGCUCUCUCCCUGACAGCCCGCGAAGGGCAUCACAAGGCGCAAGACGUGGAUCCCGGAGGCAUCGUUGCAUCGCGUAAGAGCAUCCGUCGCUGAUCAUCACGCCUGCAGGUGCCCGCGAGAGACUGCGCUGUCCAAACGAAGUGUUUCGGCGACGUUGUGAACAGCGAGAGGAGCGACGAGAGUUGGGCCACGCGGAAGUUACACGCCUCCCGAUGGUCGCCCCGCCUGAACUUUGCGUGAAGCUUCCUAAGUCUCCCGCACUCCCAAAUAAGAGUGCUUGUGAAGUUUGAGGCACGUGACAAAAGUGGCAACAGACGACUCACGGAUAUGCUUUUCAGAAGUUUUGCGAAGUCUUCCGCCGAGACCAGCAAGGUGGUUUCGCUUUAAAUUUAGAAUCCCUGGAAUUGAGGGCCGAAGACAAAGCGCGUAUAUCUUUUUUUUUUUGCUCCAGAGCCUGUUCGGGUACCUUACUUUAUUUUGGUAGCAGUGCUAGGAUUAUUACAUCGAGGUAGCAGAGAGUUUUCUGGUCCGAACUAAGCAGCUCGCAGGAAAUGAGUUGAGGAAAUGAUGAGUCUCCGGUGUGCUCUUUUCUAAGCGAGCGUUUUGAAGAUAGGUUGUUAAACACUUAUGUCGAUCUUCUGCGGCUUCGGAUAUGCCGUUGAGCAGGGUGUUGGGUGGCGCUAGACAUCCUCGAAUAUAUUUUCUUCCACCAGAGGGUUGUAGUUCAGCGAAGAGGUUUUUUUCUGCGAUGCGACGAUAGCGUUUCAUGGUUCACAAUACAGGCGAAAUUCACAACGAUGAGUGUACGCAACGGUGAGCGUAGCAACAGCGUCGAUUAGGGAACAGUUGUCGCAGGCUGUUGCUCCUGCCACAGAACCGCUUCAGUAAUAAGGCACAGUAUGCUCUUUUAGUGAGUGGGGCACAGCGGUUUAAAAGCUUCUUCUAGUGAUCCGGGCCCGCGCUAUUAAUAUUGGAUGCCAGCCAAUGUUCAUGUUAUUCGCGAAGACUGCCGGCCAAUAGAAUACAAUACUUACGAAUCAAUAUAUUUGUGAAUUCGGCCCCAGUUUUGCACGUGAAGCUUUCUCUUAAACCAGCAGAAGGACGAACGCUGCGCUGAUACAUAACACACAACAAGGGCCAACUUCGGCGCGUCGCCUGAAAGUGCAACUCAAGCGCAAAAAGAGUCCAGCCAGAGUUUCUCUCCCGAGUAGGCAUUAAUCCCCGCGCCAGAGCCAAAGGUACACGAGGGUGGAUUAAUCCCACGGAAGCCACGCGACGUCAUUACACCGUGACACAGCAGGGGCUUCGACCGCAAGGGGUGCAGCGAUGGCCGUGCACAGAAGCUCACUGGCGGCGUACUGCUGACUGCAGCUUUGCGCGGUUUCAUCCAUGUAGCGGCUACGAGGUCGGGCCGACGGCUCCAGCGUCGACGGCGCUCGGCGAAAAAAAGGAGCAGGAAACAAGUGAUUAGUCAGCCGGGCCGCCACUCGUUGCUAAGCCGGCGAUGUCCACGGCUCAGAACCUUCGCGAAGCGGAACUACUGAGGACGUUCGUCGGCCUCCUGUCUCUGAUCCAGCUGCGGCUCCUGGCGGCGACCACGGUCACGGGAGGUCCAUCCUGAUGCUGCUGCUAGUGGCCUGUGAUGACCACUCCCUGCAAGUUCUCUCGGAGGCUGCUUCUGUGCGUCACAAGCUGCAUCGGCGUCUACGUCGUCUUUGUGUGGUACCUGCACGUCCCCCACGUUGGCCGUCGCGUGGACGUCGGUGUUGCAGAAGCCCUGACUUACGAUUUUAUGGUCGCCGCGCCCAGUGUAAAUGGACGACCUCCGACCAGAAACAGUUCCGCAUCGUCGGCCAAGCGCAGUUUGUCGACGCACUUUCCUAGAGCCGACGAAGGCUCACAUACCUACGCUUUCCCUUACAUCCUGAACAAGCCGCACUUGUGCUCCGAUUCAGCGGCGGCCGCCGUUCUCAUCGUGGUCAUCACGAGCUCCAUCAACUUCGCGCAGCGCAAUGCCAUCCGCAGUACCUGGGGCGAAGCGGCUCGCCGGCGCGGCUACAAGGUCAUCUUUCUCGUGGGCACACCGAAACUGAAGCCUUUCCAGAGGAACAUCGUGUACGAGGACUCCCAGCACGGAGACAUCGUUCAGGCGGACUUCGUUGACUCUUACCGAAACCUGACGCUGAAGUCGAUCACCAUGGUCCGCUGGGCAAGCGCCUACUGCUCCAACGCGAGCCUCGUGCUCAAGAUCGACGACGACAUGCUGCUGAACGUGUGGGACCUCGCGGUGCGCGUUCGGACGCUGCGGGGGGUCAGGCGGACGCUGUGGGGUCUGCUCGCGCAGAAGUGGACGCCGCAGAGGAACCCCCGGAGCAAGUGGUACGUGUCCGCCAGGGCGUACCGGAAUUCGUCGUACCCUGACUUCCUGGCCGGACCGGCGUACCUCCUGUCCGGGGACAGCGUCCCGCUCCUGGCGCGCGGUAGUUUGGGCGUGCCUUACCUGUACCUGGAGGACGUCUUUCUCACCGGCAUCGUGGCCGAGAAGAUGGGCGUGCGCCGCCUGCACGACGACGGGUUCCUCAACUACAGGAAGCUCUUCACGCCGUGCACCAGGCCCAGGGUGCUGACUAGCCACGGGUACACGCCGCUCUACUUGAAGCACACGUGGCGAGCGCUGUUUGCCGGCGCCGAGAGGCGGACGUGCGAUGACGGUGCGCCAGUCAGCAGUGACAGUGGAAACGACACGGCGGCGAAGACGAACUCCGAGGUGCGGACAGGGAUUGUUUAAUCAAGCAACCAUGACUGAAACCCACAAAGGAGAGGGACGCUCGUGAAAGAGAACGUGGUACGGAGCUGCAGGCAGGAUAUUUGCAAUGAUCGCUGUGGAAGUAAACGUUGCAGCGUACGAUAAAAAUUUACUAUGUUUAUAUAUAUAGCUUUAGACUACAUUUAGAAGCCGACAUUCAUUACAGGCAGUAAUCGCUGUGGAUGUACUCUGCCGACAGACCCGAUGGAGAAGGAAACUCGAUGACAACGUCUGUGAAAACUGCCAAAAAGAAAGGUGUUUUGGUAAGUGUACAACAGCAGUUCAACCUCACUGUAGCAAUGGGGACGGUAAAAAUACACACGCAGACUUUUGUCCAAAUCGUGGGGCGUAAGCUCAUGAAUGCGCUCUUUUUACGUUCUCGACGAGUUGUUCGAAGCGUUGAAUGUCGCUUCUUAGGUCGCAAAAAAAGAAACCUUGAAUAGGCACUUGAACAAGUUUGUUAGUACCACUAGCCGUUGACGACAGUGCAACUUUGGACCAUUGCAGAGAAGCACUGAUGUUACGAUGUAUAAAUAUUUUCAGGCAGUUCAAGCCACAGCGUUAACGAAAGUUUUCCGGCUCUUUCGAACUGUUGUGAUGAUGAUGUGUUGAAGAUAGGGACGGAGCGAAUCAGUGAUAAAAGAAAUCGCUUCAGUCG